Molecule: messenger RNA, 1752 nt
Organism: Fusarium poae
Lineage: Eukaryota; Fungi; Ascomycota; Sordariomycetes; Hypocreales; Nectriaceae
Exons: 1
Coding region: 1-1752 (583 amino acids)
Biological process (GO): phosphate ion transmembrane transport
Cellular component (GO): membrane
Source: RefSeq, a predicted model, not a curated record
AUGGCAGCCCUCCAACAGUAUGAUUGGAUUCUAGCCAUAACAACCAUCGCAUUCUGCGGCUCAUCUUUUGGAAAUGGCGCUAACGAUGUCGCAAACGCCUACGCUACCUCGGUGGCAGCUCGUUCCCUGACGAUGCCCCAGGUUGGUUUCCUCAGUAUGAUCACCGAGUUUAUCGGCGCCGUCGCGUUGGGUGCCCGCGUAACAGGCACCAUCAAGAAUAACAUCAUCGACCUAGACCACUUUGUCCCCAGCCCUGGCGUCCUCAUGCUUGUCAUGGGCUGUACAGAAGUGGCCUCGGCAUUUUGGCUACUUCUUGCAACAAAGCUGGGCUUCCCAGUUUCAACGACACAGACUGUCGUUGGCGCGCUUGUGGGUGCAGGUAUUGCUUCACAAGCCAGCGUCUCGUGGGCUUGGACGGAUGGUAGUGUCUCGCAAGUGGCGGCGUCUUGGGGCAUCGCACCUCUAAUCUCUGCUGCCUUCUCCGCUAUCCUCUUUGGAACGCUCAAAUUCUGUGUUCUAGAGAGACAAAAUUCGUUUGAGAAGGCUCUGAGGGCCAUUCCAGUGUAUCUCGCUUUCACGGGCGCUGUUCUUGCCCUGUUCAUUACUGUUGAAGCACCUAGUGCCCCGUCUCUUGAGGAGCUCGGAGCUGGGACUGCUGUUGGUAUUGUCCUGGGUUCUUUUUUCGGGAUGCUGCUUAUCGCAUAUGUCUUUUUUGUUCCAUACUUCCACCGGGUAGUCGUCAAGAAUGAUCCGCGUGUCAGACCCUGGCAUAUUCCUCUUGGGCCUCUUCUCUACCGCGAGAAUCCUCCUCUAUACUUUCCUGGCACUGGUCAAUCUAUUAUCCUGGACUAUUACGAGUCUGCUCACAAUAAUAGCGAUACGCCUGAGGAUGAAAAUCUUGCCAAACCCCAGAAUGAGAAGCAGCCCUCUCCGGGGUCUGAGAAUGGAAGUCAAGGCACUCAACAAGAAACGUCUGCUACAGCAGGACCUGAUAACCUGACCGGCCUUGAAGAACUUGAGCGUGGGGAGAAUUCCGCACUCCGUCGCCGCAAGAGAACCCGCCAUGUCGAGCCUGAAGAGCGUUGGCUGGUUCCCGUGCAGCACCUCCCCAUUUAUCAUCCUCGCCGCAUUGUCAAUCUUUUCAAGUACUUUCUUCUCCAGGGUGUGUCUCGCGACUGUGUCACACAUGCAUCCCAAGCCCUUGCAGAUAUUCACAAGAAAGCCAAACGCUACGACAACCGUAUCGAACAUCUCUGGACAUACGCUCAAGUUGCUUCCGCCAUGAUGAUGUCUAUCGCACACGGUUCUAAUGACGUUGCCAACGCUGUAGGACCCUGGGUAGCUGUUUAUCAGACAUUUCGCACUGGCAUCGUGUCUGAAGACUCGGCGACACCCAUUUGGAUCCUCGUCAUCGCUGGUUUUCUUCUGGGUGCAGGGUUCUGGUUCAUGGGACACCACAUCAUCAAGGCACUCGGUAACAAGAUUACUCAGCUUUCGCCCACGCGAGGAUACGCCAUGGAGCUGGGUGCUGCCAUCACAGUUCUGCUGGCAAGUCGGCUUGGGUUGCCUGUUUCCACAACGCAAUGCCUGACUGGAGCUGUUGUUGGUGUCGCUCUUAUGAACGGCGAUGUUGGUGCUGUUAAUUGGAAGCAGCUGAUUUGGAUUUUUGGUGGUUGGAUUCUCACACUUCCUUGUGCUGGACUUAUUUCAGGACUUCUUACACUCAUGGCACUUAAUGCCCCUCAGUUCUGA